This is a messenger RNA of Colletes gigas, 2541 nucleotides long. Its product is annotated as transmembrane protein 205. The coding region runs from base 182 to 1102 and encodes 306 amino acids. Lineage: Eukaryota; Metazoa; Arthropoda; Insecta; Hymenoptera; Colletidae. The record is from RefSeq and is a predicted model, not a curated record. The transcript has 4 exons.
UACGUGUUCGCGAUAGCGUUCGUUCGUGACGCGAUUUCCAAAUUGUCUUUCAAACGACAUACGAAAUUCUCCCAACAUUUCUCCCCGCAAUUGGUGAAACACAAUUCGGCACAUUUCGACACGUUACUUCGUUUUUCUCGUCCCGUGGAAUUUUCGCAAACGGUUGUUAAAAGGAAGAGCCAUGUGUGUGCGUACGUUAGUCGGUAUCGAGUCCAGCGAGCCGGUUGUGGCACAUCAGCAGAACAACAAGCUACAAAAAGCAAAAGAAAAGUACAUGAAAUUGCACGACGAUCUGAUAGCCAAAGAGUUGGAGAUCGUCGAGCAGCAGAAAACCCAAGCAGUUGUCAUUCCAGAACUGGCCGAUGACAUUUUAAGGUCCAGCACGGUCAAUUACAGCUCGCUUCUGAAAGUAUUAGCGAGAUAUUACGAGACGAUACGGCAAACGAAAUUCUUCAAAAUUUUGUUUUAUACGACCCAACCGGCUCAUGUGAUAAUGAUCGCUGCGGUUUUGUGCGUGACAUCGGCUCUUGUUCCAAACAAAGAUAGAGUGCAAGUUGCGGGACAUCCUCAUUCGAGAACAGCCUCUUUCAUUUAUUUGGCCUCCUUUGUGAUGCAUCUUGGUGCCCAAAUCUGGAUGACCUUUGUCUCAGGUCUCUCCCUAUACUUUGCAUUACCAAGGCAUAUAUUCGGUGAAGUGCAACGCAUUCUGUUCCCCAGAUACUUUACCAUCAAUGCGUGUCUCAGUCUCACCACUCUUCUUAUUUUUAUCAAACACCAUCCAGCGAAUACUUGGGACACUGAAAUAGCCAUUCAGGUAUGCGCGAUGGCCAGUGCUUUCUUUUUAGAGUUAUUGAUACGACUGUAUUUGACACCGCCGCUUCUACGAUUGAUACUGCAAAAGAAUGUUUUGGAACGUGCCGCUGGAGUCGGGAAUGAAAUUGGUCGUCACAAUCCCGGCCCGUUGAAGCACUGUCCGCAUUACUUAAAAAUGCACAAUGCAUUUCGUCGCGUGCAUGUCUACAUCGCGAUGGGAAACAUGCUGACCAUGGGAUGCACGGUCUUGCAUCUACAUUACAUAGCCAACAAAUUAUGCGUUCUGUAAAAGCAUAAGAAUUUCCGUGGAUUUCGUUGAACACGCGUAUUCAAAAUUCUCGAAAUAGUAAGCACUAUUUGAACGAUAACUUAUUGGGAUAACACUGAUCAAUGUUUAGUGUUUGAUUCCAAGUGCGGGAAGAAUACUCCUAUGAUUGUAGCUAUCGCCGAGCGUCAGGAAUUUUUUAACGAAAGUAUCUGACGCGUAUAUUCUUUCGAAAAAGAAAAGACGACAAACUAAAAAAAUUACGUUAGCAAAUUGGACAGAGGCGGAUAGAAACUGAAGCUCGAUCUACGGUGUAGAACGAGUAUUCGAGAUAAUAAUUUAACCAUGUUUUCGUUAGUGAAAAUUUAAAAUGACUUCUUAAUUUAUUAUUACCGCGAUGCAUUAAUUAUAAUAAAAGUUCGAAGAACGUAAAUUUUAUUUUUUACGUCGAUCCGUUUAGCGACCUAUAUACGAUUCAUCAUUGAUAUUUUAUUGUUAAACAUACUUUCUCCUUGUAUUUCUUCUGUUUUUUUUUAAAUGUGUGUGCGCGUGGGUGAGCGUGCAAUGUAUGUAGUUAUUCGUGGAUUGCGCGCAUACGUUUGGACAAAAUUAAAAAAAAAAAAAAUAGACAAAGAAAAAUGAUAAUUUUGUCUGAGGAACGAAUGAUUUUUAAAUCAGUGAAAUGUGAUUUAGAUUAUACUAGGUUCGAAACACUAAUUCUUGCCAAAGUUUAUUGUAAAUUACUAUUAACAAUAUUUAAGAAAUAUAUUUGACAUAGCGACAUGUAAAUAUUUAUUGAUAGUAAAUCGUAUAAUUGAUAAAUUUGGAACAUUCGAAAAAAUAAGAAUGCGAAAUCACUGACUGUACUGGUAGGUAAUAAACACCAUACUCUGUAUCAGAGUUAAUCAUAUUUAUUAAAGUAGCGGUAAUACAUAAUAGUAUGAUCUUACAGCUGUGUGAAGUCGUCAGAUAUUUUAUUAAAAAAACAAACACGAGAUUAAUAAAAAAGAAUUAAUGUUUUAAUUGGCUAAUAUUCCGACUCGUGUACUCGCAUUUCAUUAUUGUAAAUAAUGCAUCUCGCUCAUUACAUAACUGUAAAUUAUAAGGUACAUCGGACAGCAAUAUAAAUUCUGCUUUUUUUUUAAACAUCUGAUGUGUAUAUCAAUUAUGAAUCCUAUCAUAUUAUGCUGACUAUGGAAGAUAUGAUUCUUAAUGAAUGUAUGUAUUAUUAGUGCAUUUUCAACUUCCUUCGUAUUUAAUUUAAAUAAUUUACGUAUAAAAAAACUACUUUUAAUUACAAUUUCAUGACAUAAUCUUACAUCUUAAGGAUUUUGAAAACUCGUAAGUAUGUAAUCAUAUUAUCACAUAAGUUGUUUCGUUACUAAUUCUAGUAUCACCAAUACUACCACUAUAACUUUUGUCAUUGUAAUAAAAGAGUUUAAUGUUUCCCUUCUCUCUUAUUA